GAAGACUUAGUCUGUCAUUUCAGAUGCUCUUCUUCACAAGUGUAUUAUACAUAGUGUGAGAAUAGUUUUUCCAUAACAACUUUAAGAUCCUGUCCUCCUUACCAGUGACACUGGAGCACUGAAUGGUUUCUAACACUUGGAAAGAUUGUCAAGUGUUGUGAUUACCAAUGGAUUAUUCUGUUGGUAAAGUAAAGUAAAGAUGGCUACCUAUUGAACAUCAGUCUCAGACAUGAGCACAACCACCAACUGUCAUGUGCUGACACUGUGUGAGAGCAAGAUGUCUCAGGCGAGACUAUUAUCAAAUUGAAGAUGCUCUUAGAGAGAGGCCACUCCCCUUCCUCUGCACUGGACAUGAUUAAAUAUGACCUGAAGGUGCAGGAGGGGGAAAAUGACAUUCAUGCUGCUGGAGACCGCUCACUUAUUCCUGACCUUCAGUUUUGUUCCAGGUUAGAAACUUACUGAAAUACAGUAAUUUUAAAAUCAGAUAUGCAUAGAUAGAGUCCUAUUCCCUUUCUAAGUCUGAAUUCAAGGAUAAAUGCAGUCAAAGUGAAUGCUCUCCCUCAACUACCAUACAUUUUAGGGACUCUACCGGUGGAGGUAAAUUAAUCAGGGCAUGGGACAAAUGUUUUUCUCUGUUUGGUGAGGAAAGUAACCAAGGAUCCAAUUUAAUGUCUUACAAUUAGCAAAAGAAAGAGGAGGAAAAGCAUUAGAUUGUAAUAGAAAUUAUUUCUAUAUUUAACAGCUAACACCACCAUUAUAUGUGUCCUAUUUGGAGGCUAGGGCCAAAUGGAAAGAAUAACUAUUUGGAAUGACUACUAAUUUUCCUCUACAGGCCACAGUUGCUGACAGAAGGUUGCAGCCCAAUUGGAUGAGAUUAACUAUUCAGGUGGUGUGUGCCCAACCUAGCUGAGGUUACUGAGAUUUACAAACUCCCACAACACCCACUAAAACACAUACGUUUAUUGACCACCUUUCGUUUUGCAUCAACUCUGCACAUUGUGUGGCAGAAUGCAACUUAUGAAUGGUAAAUGGACCUGCAUGUGUAAUCUUCUUAUCUUUCAACCACUUUAAGUGCUUUGACACUACCAGACAUUCACACACUGGUGACCGAGGCUACCAAAGAAGGUGCCAUCUGCUUACACCCAAUGGAACAGCCAUCGUGAGCUAUUUGGGGGUCAGUAUUUUCUCCAAGCACACUUUGACAUGUGGACUGGUGGAGUUGGGAAUCCAACCACUCAUCUUCCACUUAGUGAAAGACCCACUUUAUGUCCUGAGCCACAGCCGACCCUGAAUAACUGCCAAUAACUGUAUUGCAGUUCUUUGAUCAAGCGUAGCUUUCCACUACUGCUAUGGUUAGGCUUGCAUGCUCUAGUAAGCUACUUGACUCAGUGACCAGUGGCUAUGGUUGGGUACCACAGAGGAAAAUUUUGUGCUUACUGCAAAGACAGUCUGCAAGCAUUUGGUGACACAUUGCUGAAGUAGAUUGUGCGCUGGUAGCAGGUUAAAAAUGAAUUUACCAAGAAGUGGUGCCUCACAGAUAAAGGGAUGAGGAGAGAUUGACAGUACAGUAAGCUGCAGUGUUUGCUGCAGGAGCUGAACAAUCAGGCAGAGGUGUAGGAGGUAUUUUGAUCCUUUACUGUGGUAAGAGUACUAAUAAUGCCACUGUAUAAAUAGUCCACAACAGUGAAAGCCCUGCAUUCAAAACCUUAAGUAGUGAUUGUACAGUAAAAUGUUCCCUGCUGUCAGUGUUUUUUUAUUCUAACUGGUGUUUUUGGAUUAAUCUCUUAGCUGCAUUUACACAUCUGUUACAGUUAACUGCUGUACGUGUUUAAGGUUGUGCUUAUUGAACUCCUUAUAAAAGGUUGGAUAGAUUAAUCUACAGCACAAUCAUCAUAUUCUAUAAAAUCAUCAUAUGUUUGUAGUGUGGCUGACCUGUGAAAAGCAUAUGCCAAUAAAAAGUCAGAAAGAAACAGUUCUGUUUGCAGCUGAUCCAAGAGGGUUUUUAGAGUUUAUUAAGAUUAAGAACAAGUGAAAUUUUCUCAACAAAAAGGAUCACAAUGAUUAUUAUGGUAUUCAAGACUCAGAUACCUGUAAACUCUUUACCAAGGCCACCUUUUUUGUGAAACAGAAGGGGCACAGCUGCCGCAGACCCCUUUGGCAGCAACUAAAACAUUCACUACAAAAUGGCUAAAUCCAUUACCAGCUACUUUGGAAGAUUUUUAUGUGAUCAUUUAUGAAAUAUUUAAAAUGUAAAAGAAGAUUUACUUUUUACAGAUCCAAAAAGACAAGUUCAGUCAAAUUUGGAAUAAGUGGACUGAACUUAUAACCCCAGUGUGCGCAGACUUUGUAUGACUCCAAUAAUGUUUGAUGCUCCUUUCCUCUUCCUGAUUGGAGUAGUUACAUUUUAAAUUAAGUGUGGGAUAGUCAUGUGUAUGAAAGCUAAACACAAAAAUUGCUGACUGGUUGAAGUACAAGUACACAUUGCUAUGUAGGUUGUAUACUUGUCGGUAUGUGUGUGAAUAUAGAUGUAUAUUUACCUGUAUACAUGGAUAUAUAUAUACUCCUGGAAGUGAAGGUACUGCCCACAACUAUUGGCUUUUAAAUACCUCUUUCUAUGCAUAUGCACAUAUACAUGUAUAGAAAAAACAGGAAAAGGGUUUCAUGUAUAAAUAUCAGAUUUUGGUAUCAGUUUUUUGUAUACCCUGAGAUUACCUUCUCCCAACAAAAAAAUGAAGUGGAGAAUUGCAGUGUUUGAAAAUCGUAAUAUAAACAUUUAUCUAUAUCACAUUUACUAAAUGCAGCUGGCUAUUAAAUGAAAGUUAUCAUUAUUAUUAGUAGCUCUACAGCUAGACUGUAUACAGUACUGUAAAAUACCUAAAGUAUCUGUCAUCCUGCCUUACGUGUUUCUUUCUUUCUUCCUUUUUUCAGGCUUUACUACAAGCUUUUCCACACAAAUUAUAGCUCACCGUCUGUGAGAAGAUGCUGAUAGAUCUCGAGGACAGACUAGACCAGUACAACAUGGUGCGAGGGGAUACGUGUGCAAAAAUGGGUAAAACUGAUGACGGUCAUGUGGUCAUUUCCAUAUGUACCCCAGUCAUGGGAGUGAGUAAAGACAUCAUCUUGGUAGAUUCACCAGCAAACUGUGGCCGCCAGAAUUACCCCAAACUUGUCCUUCUCACCCACUCCACUCCUGGAGGAUUGCCACUGGGGGUGCUCAUAAUGACGUCCGAGGCCCAGUCCACCAUUAGUUGUGGACUUGCACUCCUGCAGACCCUUUUCCCCAGUGGUAGUUUUUUUUGAUGGGAACAGCCUCAAGUCAUCGAGACGAAAGAUUGCAGAUCUUUACGGCAGGCCCUCCAUGCAGUUUUCCCUAAAGCCAGGCUGCUCCUGUGCAUGUGCCACCAAUUACAGACUAUGCGAAGAUGGGUGUGGAGUGCACACAAUAAUGUGGCUAAGCAAUAUACUAUAAUUAUCUUUCUACAUGCUAUUACUGUCUCCAACCUUACUGAAUGUCCCAGACUAAUGUUCUGUUAUAAUGAUUACAGGUGUAUUGGAGACAUGAGGAGCGGGCCAACUGUCUUCACAAUGAUCUUUCAACAACAGGGCACAAUGCCUACAAGUUUGUGGAGAGUGCUCUGAAAGUGGUGAAGGAGAAGGUCCUCCACAGGUUGAAGGAAAACAAUGCUACUAAGUUGGUAGAUUUUAUUACCACCAGGAUGGAGACCUAAAAACAACAGUAUGGCUCUUGUUGCCAGAUUACAGUGUGGCCUUCAUGGAAAUUAUGUGGAAUGUGACAAGAUUGCACAGGUAGACCAGAACCAGUGUGUGGUUUCAAGCGCAACAUCUGAAUUACAGCACAAUGUCAAUAUAGCGACUGGAUGCUGCACGUGUGCAGAGUCACUGGUACACUAUGCAAACAUCAGAGUGCAGUUUUGAAGCAGUCUGGUCAGCAUGAGAGCUUUCCACACAUCAGCACACCUCAGAUGAGAAGACUCUACAGUGAGACUGGAACUGGUGAUGAAGGUGUUUUGCCAGAGGCAGGUGUCUGCACCAAUGUCAAUGCCAGUCCUGGACAAGGCCCAUCUGGAGAGCACCUUGGGGAGAUGAUUCAGCAGCUCUGCAAAAGUCUCACAAAUAAACUCAAACAACGCCCCCAAACCUUUGCAGGACCCAUUUGCACCUUUCUGGAAACCUACAGCAAAAUGAAUGAUAGCUCCCUCACAUCAGCUUUGUAUUGCUUGGCUCAUGAUGAAAUCUGUCCAAAGUACCCGAUGAUUUGUGAAGGUUGUGCAAAGAAAAAGAUCCCUAGGGAGAAGUAUGUGGACCAUAUUAAGUUCUGCAGUAAAUUUAAAGCACCAUGCAGAUUUCAUGUUGUUGGCUGCGAUACGUCUGUGGAGAAAGAGAGGAUCCACGACCACGAGCGGCAGUGUUCGUAUGAACACCUCAACUUGCUCCUACAUUUUAUCAUGGGUAUCAAGGUGAGCCUGGAGAGCCUGCAGCCUCAGAACCUGGAAGUGGCCAGCCAUAAGCUGCAAGAACUUCACCAGUCCCUCAGGGACCUGGAGAUGAAGAUGAGUCAGCUGGGUGGGGGCGGUUCAGUUUCCGUACAGGGUGCAUGUGCCCCGACCCUGGCCACCUCUUUCACGCCACUGCCCAGUGCCAUGGGUGCUGCCUUGGAGCUGCAGCUCCAGAGUGAAAAGUCAAAGGUGGCUGAGCUGAGCCGACGCUGCCAGGAGCUGGAGCUCAAAGUGAACACAUUUGAGAACAUUGUGUGCGUCCUCAACAGAGAGAUGGAGCGCUCCUGCACCACCAUGGAGGCAUACAACCGCCAACAUCGACUGGACCAAGACAAGAUUGAGAUCCUUAACAACAAGGUUCGUCAGCUUGAGAGGACGGUGAGUCUGAGGGACCUGUCUAUUGUGGAGAUGGAGGGGAAAAUGAGGGAAAUGUCUGCAGCAACAUAUGAUGGCAUCUUUGUGUGGAAGAUCUCAGAUUUCACCAAGAAGAGGCAGGAUGCGGUAGCUGGCAGAGCCCCUGCCAUGUUCUCUCCUGCCUUUUAUACCAGUAAAUAUGGCUACAAGAUGUGCCUGAGGAUCUACCUGAAUGGUGAUGGAACGGGCCGCGGCACCCACUUGUCUCUGUUCUUUGUGGUGAUGAGAGGACACAGCGACGCACUCCUGAAGUGGCCUUUUAACCAGAAGGUCACCCUAAUGCUGCUCGACCAGAACAACAGGGAGCACAUCAUCGAUGCCUUCCGGCCCGACAUCUCCUCCUCGUCCUUCCAGAGGCCUGUCAGCGAUAUGAACAUCGCCAGUGGUUGCCCACUCUUCUGCCCGCUCUCCAAGCUGGAAUCUAAGAACUCCUACAUACGAGAUGACACCAUCUUCCUCAAGGCCAUUGUAGACCUCACUGGGCUCUAGGUAAAGGAUUAGGGCAUAAAUCCAAACCUGCCUUUUGUUGCUACUAACCUGUUUGAAACAACACAGGAUAUAUGCCAGUAUUUGGCUGGUGACAGGUGUUAAUUUCUCACUUUGCAAAUAGUACUUGAACUGCAUUCCAAGACUUAUGUAGAACAUGUUUGUGAGAGUAGACAACUGAGAUGACAUUAUUUCUAAUAUCCCGUGAUGGUCCCAUGGCUACUUGUUCCAUUGAUGAGGAUUCUCUUGGACAGUUUUAUGCAGAAAAAUCACAGAAUUUUACACUAAUUUUGUGUCCAUUCACAUUCAAACCUUGUCUUCUGCAGCAGUAAGUUCCUCUUGUGAUAAAAGCAGUUCUUGCUGCUAGCUGCUAUCUUAUGUUCCAAAAUAAUUUAGCCUUAACUAGUAGCUAGCCUAACUACUUCAACUUCCUUAAAAGAAUUAAAGCUAUGUUAAUUAACAAGCUACAAAUUACAUGUUUGAUUUUAUGGACUUAAGAAGUUGAUUUGGCUAACGUGUUAGUAAACAUCCAGCAGGUCAGGCAUCAGGAGUCAUGUGUCUGGCAACUUGGUGAAUGUUAAGUCAAUGUUAAACCUUCAAGCUGCUGCUAACAACAAGCCUGAAGAAAGCCGUCAACCAAACCAGUAAAAUAGAAACAGUCAAAAGAUGCUCAAAAGGUGUGUGGAUCUGAGGGGAUUUGCAGAGUUGGGUUAUAAUCUGUCUGGAUAUGUUACUGUGAGUGGCCCCUUUCAUACCACACUGUCAUUUGGCCCACUGUUAAUAUGAAAAUAUUGAUAGUACAGCUGUUAAACUACAAAGUGCUUGUGAUGCAAACUGUAUUUUUGUUAUCUGAUUUUGUUUUUGUAUUGUAUUUUUGUAUUGUUAAGGUCUGAAAUUUCAAACACCAAUAAAUUUACAGAUUUUGUUUUUAAAUGAAAAACUGAAAAAUAAUGGGCCUUAGAUCAGUGACACAGCUGCUAUGUAGAUGAAAUGGCCUACGAACACAGCCACAGAUCAAGCAGGUCUAGGCACUUGUGUCCACUGUUUGCAUUAAAUGCUUGACAUUUGGUCAUUUAUAAUUUGUUUUAAUCUUGUCUGUUGCAUUCACAAUGUACAGUUCCAAUAACAGUGUGAAGCCCGUGUAGCCUUCAGAGUGUUACUUCACUUUGCACACAGUUUGUAGUGCAGUCUGACUUGUUUACGGUUUCUUAACAGCCUCCAUCUCACAAGUCAUGUGUUCAAUGAUAAUCAUACGUGGUGGUGGACAUUGGCUGUAUUCCAUAAAUUGUGUGUAUGUGUAUGUGCGUGCAUAAAUGUGUGCACUGUUCCAUUCCUUUGCUGUUAGUUGCAUGUUGGAUCUGUGGAAGAUGCACCUUAGCUUGCAACACUUUCUUGGCUGUUUGUCCAGUACAGCAAUGGUGGUCAGGCUGAUUUUCCCCAAAUGGAGUUGUGACAUAUUUUACUGAAAAAUAAAACUUAUAUUUGCAUACAUAGUCUGAUUGAGCCAGUAAAUAUCUUUUUAUAUUAAACUUUUUGUUUGCAUAUGCACAUUUU
Molecule: messenger RNA, 6971 nt
Organism: Plectropomus leopardus (leopard coralgrouper)
Lineage: Eukaryota; Metazoa; Chordata; Actinopteri; Perciformes; Serranidae
Source: RefSeq, a predicted model, not a curated record